This is a messenger RNA of Clarias gariepinus (North African catfish), 4683 nucleotides long. It is a transcript of the gene spina, whose product is annotated as spindlin-Z. The record is from RefSeq and is a predicted model, not a curated record. The coding region runs from base 1011 to 1796 and encodes 261 amino acids. Gene Ontology annotation, biological process: gamete generation. Lineage: Eukaryota; Metazoa; Chordata; Actinopteri; Siluriformes; Clariidae. The transcript has 6 exons.
UGUUUUUUUGUUUGUUUGUUUGUUUUUCUCAAUUUAUCCUGAAUAUGCAGUUCACAUCAUGCAUUCUCCUCAUGAACAUGAAUGUCAUGGCGAUAUUGAGCUUAAAUUAUUUAGUUUUUUUGGUGAAUUGUGGUUGUACAGAAUACAUCCAGAAUAAAUAAAACAACAUCAAUAAAUAAUAAUUGAAAAAAUAAAUCAAGAAUUUGUAGCGCUUUUUCUGAAGUACAGUAUAAAGAGAAAAUAUGCACCUGUUUGGAUCAUUAAUUCAGCAAUGAUAGAAGCCUCAACGUGUCUCUUAAUUUGGCAAUCUCAAAGCCUCUCAACUUCCCGUUUGUGAUCAUGCUUGACCACAUCUGGUAGCUUCUCUGUGCAAAUAAGGGGAAAAAAAGUUUGUUUGAGAGCACUCAUUGGAUUGGCCAACACAGUGCAAUAGGAGGUCAGUUUUGAUCUGAACGUUUGCAGAUUCCAAGAUUGGUUCAAACAAUUGUGCAAGUUGCUUGGAGGUGGAGCCACUUUGCCAAUGUCUGGAGGAAGACACAUCUGGUCAUAAACAACCCAGGAACCACCAAGACACAGGCCUGACAGGAACUUAAAGCUACUGGAGCACCAGGGUUACUGUUUACAGUCAAACAAAUUUUGACUGAACUGAAAGGAUGCCAUCCAUGAAAGAAGUGCCUGCUCCAAAAUCUUCACCUUGAGGCUUGACUAAAGCUUUAAGCUGACCACAUGGACAACAAAAAAGCUAUCUGGAGGGAAGUUCUGACCAGAGAUGUGUUUGAAGGAGUGAAGGUUUUUAAAAGCCCUUCUACAAACGUAAAAGACUGGAUAACCAUCACCUGCCAGAGCCCUGAGUGGGCUGCUGAGAACACCAGAUUGGACUAUUGGAUUACCUGCCAGCAUUUGUCCUUUUUCAACACAUUUUCCCCACCCCUAUUCUUUUUGUUAGACACAUUUCAGUUCCUAUUUUCACCCUAGUUUGGCAGCAAGGCUGCUCCCCUACAUCCAGAUGAAUGAAGACCCCAUUCGGGAAGAACGCAGGUCAGAGAUCCAGAGCUGAUGCAGGACAUUCCGGUGUCUCUGCAAAUAUGAUGAAGAAAAAGAAUUCCCACAAAAAACAUAAAACCAGCAUGGGGCCCACCAAAGUGUCCCAGCCCAGGCGAAACAUUGUGGGUUGCCGCAUACAGCACAUCUGGAAGGAGGGCAGUGGAGCCGCGUCCCAGUGGAAGGGCACCGUGUUAGACCAAGUCCCGGUCAACCCAUCACUCUAUCUAAUCAAGUACGAUGGGUUCGAUUGCGUAUAUGGCCUGGAGCUGCACAAGGAUGAGCGAGUGCAGGGGCUGGAAGUCCUGCCGGACCGUGUAGCUUCGACGCGCAUCAGUGACGCACAUCUGGCUGACACGAUGAUCGGCAAGGCAGUGGAGCAUAUGUUCGAGACGGAGGAAGGCUCAAAAGAUGAGUGGCGGGGUAUGGUGUUGGCGCGUGCCCCCAUUAUGAACACAUGGUUUUAUAUCACUUACGAAAAGGACCCAGUCCUCUACAUGUAUCAGCUACUCGACGACUACAAGGACGGAGACCUAAGGAUCAUGCCAGAUUCGAACGACUCUCCCCCCGCGGAGCGCGAGCCCGGAGAGGUGGUGGACAGCCUGGUGGGCAAGCAAGUGGAGUACGCCAAGGAGGACGGCUCUAAACGGACUGGCAUGGUCAUACACCAGGUGGAGGCCAAGCCCUCCGUCUAUUUCAUCAAAUUCGAUGACGACUUUCACAUUUACGUGUACGACUUGGUGAAAACGUCAUAGGCGGAUGAAAGGAAAAAGGUCCAGGUGGCCCCGGGAGGAGAUUUGACUUCGGUUGCGAUCCACAAACUCUGCCAAAAGUUCUCACGGAACGUUUCUUUGCACCAUCUUAAAGGAGAUGCGCCGACGGAUGACGGAUAUUUCACUGGAGCCUUGGAUUGCCACUAGUUAAGUGUCUUUUUCUCGUUUUCCACAUGAAGGGAUGGGUGUUGUUUUGACAUGAUAUUCCCUAAACAAAAGUAGCUACAUGUUCAUAUGGUCUUUUAUUGUUAUUAUUAUUAUUUUUUAUAAGUGUUGUUCAUUCCUGUUGAAUAACGGGCGUACAUCAUUUCCACUCGAGAACGGGAGACUGGGAGGUCGGCCUCCAGUUCUUCCUUUUUGAAUCGGGCACUUUGACGACUGAGAGGCUCCUUCACCCGCAGAAAAAGUUUCAAUCGCUUUGAUGCAGUUUACCCAGACCGCUCGCACGGCGACGGAAAUCUCAGUUAAUCUGAAAUAAAUCUUACCUACUACAAAUUUUACUCAUCUGUUUGAUAGAUGACACACAUUUGUAGUUUGCUCACCAGCUUCUUUCAUACUGCAUUGUUUGUAUUUGAUUCCACAUUAUUUCCUGAUCUCUCAGUAAUCGUAAGCACUAAUUAUUAUUAUUGUUUUUUGGGGGGGUUUUUGCGUCAACAACAUAUUGGAGCACUUGAAGAUCUCUUUUUUUGUUGUUUUUGUUUUUUCUUUGAGAGAUGCAUGAUUUAUCAACAUUCAGCCACUUCAUCAAGUCUGAAAGCCAUUUGUGAGAUUUUUUUUCUUUCUUUCCUAUAUUGUUCUUGUGAUGUUCAGCUAUGGCUCUUGAUGCCUUCGUAAUUGUUUUUAAACGUCUGCAGUUUGUAUUCUGUGAUAUUCGUAGAUGGCUUAUAAUUGUCUUAAUUCAGUCGCGCAGUAUUUUAUUUUAAUUUUUUUCCUUCACUAAAACACCUUAAGGACAUCAUUUCAUUUGUAUUCAAUUAAACACUUGAGAAACAUUGCCCAGAUAUUCCAAGACUAUGAAGUCGAGACUAACAAUAGUAAGAAAACUGCAAUAAUAAUGAUAAUAAUAAUAUAAGUAUUCAGGUAGUGCAUUGCAACCCAUUCUAAUCGUAUAUGAUAAGGACAUAGCGUCUUACACAGUUAGCCUUUUGAGAUUUUUCUUUUUUGUUUUUUACCGUUGAAAUGUAUGUGCCUCGCUGUAAAUGUUCGUCUGCUUUUCAUAUUCUUCUUUCUUCUUUUUGUACGUUCUUAAUAGAGCUGUAUGCCGGAUGACCUGAGGGAUUUUCUUUCUUCAGGAAUGUUCAAAUGUUUAAGUAACAUAUACACUCACAGCCACAUGUGUUAGUCAUUACCUCAUGCCUUUUUUCUUCCUCUUUUUUUUUUUUUUUCCUCAUGAGUGUUUGUUCUAGACCUAUACCCUCUAUCUAUACCUGUUGUUGUUUUUUUAAGCAGUGUUCACUUGCAGUCUGAAAAAGAAAGCAUAACUGUAUCUGGGGCAGGAAAAAAAAAACUAGAAGGAAACGCACAAGAAACAAAAGAAAGUGAAAAACACAACGGCUUUAUUUCAGUGGAAAUGAUGUCACAGCUGUUUAACCGUACGACCUUAACGCUUAGCUUACCAAAAAAAAAAAAAAAAAAACACACCACACAACCCACAAGGAAGGAAAAAAAAAAAAGAACUGCUGUCCAUUAAAAUCAUUGUGAUUCAUAAACAGUCAUGGAGACUGUAAGCAAAUCAUAUGCACCUUCAGUAACCAUUGCAGCUUUGCGUACACGUCAGACUCGUUUCAGCAGUGGCAUAUGCAAACGGACACUCAGAUUGGACGGUUCGGCCUUUUUCUUUACACUUACCUACUGUAGUAUUGUACCGUGUUUGAUGUCCGGUCAACGUGGGAAAUUCAAACAGGAAAAAAAAAAAAGGAAAAAAAAAGAUAUGAAUGCUAGGCCAUUCUUUUUUGCAUGAUAUGAGUAGAGUUGUAAGUGUACGUCAGUGUGAUGCAUGUGUACCCGUCUUUUUCUUUCAGUUCCUCGUUUCCUAAAAGGAAAACUUAUUGUGUUGAACAAUUGUGAGAUUCCUGUUUUUCUUUUUUUUUUUUGUUUAGUUUUUUUUUUUUUUUUUUUUUUUAAUUCUUGCCCAUUUCGGAAAUGAAAGUGUUUUCUUUUUUUACUGCGCUCUAUCAGAUCAAAUGCACUGGUGUUUUAUGUGGAGUGCCAACUGAAGGCCAAGGUACCAGUGUUACACAGCAUUUGAGGGAUCAUACUGUAUCUACUCCACACUCUACACGUCCACUCCCGUAGUAGUAUGAAAAUAAUCGAGAUUGCUUAAUGCAAGUUUUCGCAAGAAUCCUAUGUAGGAGUUUUUUUUUUUUGUGUGUGUGUGUGUGUGUGUGUGUGAGAGAGAGAGAGAGAGAGAGAGAGGAAGGGAUUUCAUACUAAUAUACAUAUCGAAUUAAACUUUGUAUGUUUGGAAGUAAGAGAAAGGGAAAGUUUUUUGUUUGUUUUUGUUUGUGUUUUAUUCCUACUUAGUAUAGACAAUGAGAGAACAAUACAAAAUCAUCAAUAUGGUCCCUUUGAGAUGCUGAUACUCUUUGAUUACUUGGUUUAAAAAAAGAAAAAGAAAAAAAAAAAGAAAAAAGUGCAAUUUGAUGAGUGUCACAGAUACAUGUAUAGAUUUCAUGUUCUUCACGUAUAUGGCUUCUAUUGGACGGCAUUUUCUUUUUUUAAAAAAAACAAACAUUGUAGAUAGUUCAUUUUAUUUGCAUUUAGAAGUAUAAACACAUUUUAAAACCUGUUACUUAAUUCUGUAAGUAAUUUUUAUAAUUAUUAUGUCUAUCCUUAUAAGAUAAAAAAUAAAACUUCAUGUGAAAUUCAA